Molecule: messenger RNA, 1751 nt
Organism: Perca flavescens (yellow perch)
Lineage: Eukaryota; Metazoa; Chordata; Actinopteri; Perciformes; Percidae
Gene: mfsd1l
Product: major facilitator superfamily domain containing 1-like
Exons: 13
Coding region: 196-1647 (483 amino acids)
Biological process (GO): transmembrane transport
Molecular function (GO): transmembrane transporter activity
Source: RefSeq, a predicted model, not a curated record
AUUUCCAAACAAUCCGCUGCGUCCUAUGGCUGCGUCCAGUGUAUAAGAAGAGACCGAUCCAUGUAGCUUAUAGAGUUGCGGACACCAGCAGGAGAGUUGUAGCCGACCUCAACGUUAACCUGCCUGUUCAUAUAAACAACAGUGAAGUAUGUGAUUUGGAAGUUUUCUUUUAUAGCAAGUGUCCUUUUGCUCACCAUGACGCAGCCGGCGGAGAAAGUCUAUUACCGCUUUGUGGUGCUGUUCUUCAACUGCCUGCUCACAUUUGGCUCUUACUUCUGUUUCGACAUCCCCAGUGUUUUGCAGGAUCAGUUCCAAGGGAACCUGACAUGUCCCAACGCAACAGUGGUCAAUGGGACAGUGGACUGUGUGGUGGGAUUAGGGAUGACCCCUCAGCAGUACAAUCUUCUUUAUGCAAUCUAUGCUUGGACGAAUGCAGUAGUGGUGAUCAUGGCUGGGUUCCUGAUUGAUAAAUUAGGAAACCGCUUUGGAGUAUUUCUGUUCUCAUUUCUGUGUGUUUUGGGCUCGUCCCUGUUUGCACUGGGUUCCCACUUCAAAGGAUCUCCCUAUCUGCUGCCACUUAUGCUCACAGGCCGACUACUGUUUGGAUCAGGCAAUGGAUCUCUUACCAUUGUUCAGAACCGCAUCACAGCGUUCUGGUUCAAAGGGAAGGAACUGGCCUUGGCUUUCGGUCUGACCCUGGCUUUCUCUCGCCUGGGUUCAGUCCUGAACUUCUUCCUCACGCAGAGGUUUGAAGAACAAUAUGGCAUACAGUGGACACUCUGGGGCGGUACACUACUGUGUGUGCUGGGCUUUGUAUCUGCCGUUGUAGUCAGUGCCCUGGACAAGAUCGGAAUGAGGCAGCUGGGUCUUGAUGGCGCCAUCCGAGAGGAGUCCCGCAAAGUGAGGAUUCAGGAUGUGAAGCUCCUGUCGCUAAGAUACUGGCUGCUGGUUCUCACCAUUAUGUUCUUCUACAAUGGCAUCUUCCCGUUCAUCGCAGAUGCCAGUAAGUUCAUUCAGGAUAAGUACAAUGGCUACAGUCAGAAGGAGGCGGCCUAUAUCGCCGGGGCGGUUUAUGACAGCUCACUGGUCCUCUCAGCCAGCGUGGGCAUUCUCAUAGAUUUUGUGGGUCUGCGGGGCGUUUUUGCAUUGGCCUGUGCCAUCUUCACGCUGCCUGUGUUUGGGCUCCUGGCCUUCACCUUUGUCCCUCCUCUCGUCUCCACCAUAUGGCUGGGAGUCACCUACUCCUUCGCUGCUGCAAGCAUGUGGCCGUCUAUUCCCCUUGUGGUGCCUCAGGCGACUCUGGGAACAGCCAUGGGUCUGGCUACCUCCAUACAGAUGGUUGGGAUUGGGGUGUCCAAUCUGGUUGUUGGGCAGAUUUUGGGCACCAAGUCUAGUGAAACUAAAAUUCCGUUGUGGCGUUGGCAGAGGAUGAUGAUCUUCAUGUUGGCCAACACCAUCGCCUGCAUCGUCACCUCGGUGCUGCUCAACAUGGUCGACCACAGACAGGGCGGGAUCCUGAACAAGACAACCAAGAGGUCGGGGCCGGCAGAGAGAGACUCCGACAGAGAGCCGCUCAACCCGGGAGAGGAAGAGCAAAAUGAGGAUGAGGAGGACGAGGCGGUCAGAUCUCAUUCUCUCAACUCUUAAGUUUGGGUUAUACUUUACUCAAGUUUGAACAUUUCUCUCUCCCUUUUUAUUUAUAUAAAUAAAAAGAGAGAGAGAGGUACAUGUUAUAUACUGUGUGUGUGUGU